Didymella exigua CBS 183.55 is the source of this 4370-nucleotide messenger RNA. RefSeq lists its product as uncharacterized. NCBI's taxonomy places the organism in Eukaryota, Fungi, Ascomycota, Dothideomycetes, Pleosporales, Didymellaceae. The record is from RefSeq and is a predicted model, not a curated record. Gene Ontology annotation, cellular component: cytosol. The coding region runs from base 380 to 4027 and encodes 1215 amino acids. The transcript has 3 exons.
GCAGCACGAGAUGGGCUGAGGCAGCAUGGCCUUGGAAGUAGAUUGUGCAAAUAGUUCCUGGUUUGGAGGGUUGAGGUUGUGGGCGAACGAAUAAUGGGGUUUCACUGGGCGAAUGAAUAAUGGGGUUUCACCGACCAGCAGCAAGCAUCAUCUGUGUGCUAGAACUGAUCCAAAUUUGAAGACUGGUCGGUGUGCUGCAUUUUGGAUGCCCUGUGCGAGUGUCGUUGGUGUCUGGCAAGGGCUACUCCAGGCUCGGCAAGUGCUUCAGCCGCACGGUCGCAUCUGACCAAUCCACGUCUACUAUCUAAUCGAUAACAAUCAGCCCCACCCCCGCCAAUCCAUGACGGAGGACGGCGCGCUCAGCAAAAAAUAUCAGGACAUGUCCUUCGACUCGGAUUCGACGACGCAAGGGUCGCGGCCAGACACCGACGAAGAAGAGACCUUGCGGCUGGACACGGCGCAGUCGACGACCCCGCACUCUCCGGAGCGCAGCGAGGACGAACACUCUGAGACGACCUCCUCUUCCUCCGCAGCGCCGCAGCACGCCCGCGACCGGCUGGCCUUUGCGCCCGUUGCGCUGGCGCAGUACCACGCCGUCGCGCAGCAGUUGGCGGAUAACAACGGCGCGCGCCUCCUGCGCAGCCCCGCCCCGAUCCGCGCGUGGGUGUAUCAGAGCCUGCUGUGCGAGAUCCGGCGCUGGGAGGGUUGGGACAGAGCGGCCAUGGCGCCGACACACGAGGCGCAAAGCGUCGCCAGCUCUGGAGACGACACGAUGCCCCCCGCGCGCCCCUACCUCACACGCCUUCGCCUCGCGCUCGCGCCCUACGCGGUCCACUUCCGCAACCCGGGCUACGUGCGCGAUGAGACGCUGCGCAUGCUCGAGCGCGACGUGGUCAAGAAGACGCUCGAGGACAGCCGCAAGCGCCUCGAGCUGCGCGACGAGCUCGGCCUGGCCUGCGAGUUCUGGGACGAUCUGGCCGCCGUGCUCAAGGCCGCCAUCCCGUCGCUCGAGCAGCGGUGCUUUGCGCAGCCAGACCCCGCCGCGCCUGAGUACGAGGGCCUCAGCGGCCCGCUGAUCGCGAGCGGCUCGCCGGGCCUGCUGCGCGACCUGGAGAGGCUGAACCAGCUGGUGUGCAUUGCGCGCAACGUGCUGGUGCAGGGCGAGCGCACGCAGAACCUCGCCGCCGAGAGGCUGUUCGACAAGGAUAUGUUCAACCUCGUCAACGUCUGCGUGCGCGUCACCGCCCGCGGCUACGACGGCGAGGCCGGCACCCAGGACGAGGACAAGUGGCAGGGCGUCAUCAACGCCUACAAGAAGCUGCUCAUCACAGGCCUGCAGUUCCUCAACAACCUCAUCGCCCGCAACGAGCAGCGCAAGCUGAUGCUGUGGAUCGAGCUGUUCGACAGUCACCUGGACAACGAGCUGCCCAACUUCGCCGACAUGAAGUACAGGAUGGACGAGCUGAAGCCGCAGGAUCAGGACGCACCGCCUGCAGAGCCCGUGUCUGAGCACCCACCCGCGAGGAGCCUGGACGCGUUCAAGAUCCCGCAGCAGCCUGCGUCGUCGCCGUUCCUGCUGUACAUCGGCGAGACGGGCAACGAGGUCAAGAAGGCGCUGAUGCAGCACGGCGACAAGCCCGGCGCAAACGACAUCGCAGCCGAAUGCCGGCGUCGCUGGCAGACCAUGGGCGAGGACGAGAAGAAUAAAUGGAACAUGCUCUACGCCGACGUCGUCGCCCGCUACCGCGACCAGAUCACGCAGUCCACCACGUACAAAAAGGUCGUCGACCAGCACGCCAAGAACGAGGAGAGCGUGCAGGCCCUCGCCAAAAGCAUCAACCAGCUCCAGGUCGAAGUCGACCGCAUGCGCUCGAGCAUCACCAUGAAUCCUGACGGGUCGGCGCUCGACACAGACACCGCCAGCGGCUCUCUCCCGUCGCCGCCGACACACCCCACAGACGACUCGCUGCUCGACCCCAGCAUCAAGCGGUCGCCCCCGGCAGGUGAGAUCGAUUUCCGCGUUACCUACCCGCCCUCGUUCGGCGCCGAGAUCCUACAGAACGGCAAGGACGACCUGUUGAAGCGUCUGGAGCCUGACCCCGACCGGACUGGGCUAAUCAGCCAUGUAGCGAGCCCGACGUCUCCGCCUCCAGACGACGAGGAUGAUGCCGACGACGACUACGACGAUAUCCCCGGCGACGAGGGCAGGGGGCUGCUGACGGAUGUGCCGCUCAUCCUGGGCCCCACGGAGAUCGAGGUCCUGCCCAUGAUCAUCAUGGGGGGCAUCGUGGAGCCGACCGAGGGCCAGCCGGGCUACCACUCCGAUCCGACCGUCUUCAGCAGCGUGAGGAGCAUGCACGGCGUGCGGUGUCAUCUGCUGCUCGCCCAGGACAAUGGCAGGAAUCUGCUCAGGGAGUUGCUCAUCUUCGUGGCAGCCUGGGACCUGAGGGAGGAAGAGCUCUACUUCAAGUUCAUGGUCAAGAUCAUGGAGGCCAUCCUCGCGAACCAGCUGCUGCCGUUCGCCUACCACGCCUUCAGGGAGUCGGAAUCGAAAGACAUCAUCUCGCCAGCACAGGCCGUCAUCAUGAAGCUGCUGACCAACAUCUUCCGCGCACGACAAGCCCGGGCCCAGCCCGCCAAAGGGCUGCCCAAGUCCUCCCCGCCACAGGUCGAUCAGGGCGACGUGCACAUGGUCAACUUCUUGCUGACCGAGUUCCGGCGACACAUCAUCCCGCAGACGUGCGCCCUCAUCUUCCUACAGGGCCAGAUCCGCGCCGGCCACGCGCAGCCUGAAGACUUCCCGCUCAACCUGUGGGACAUGGAGCGCAUGUACGAGGGCGUGUACCAGUACCUCGAGUUCUUUGCCAUUUUGACCGAGCACGAGACCUGGAAGCGGAUGCUCUCCAACUGGGAGAUUGCAAAUGAGCUCGUCACGCUGCUCAAGGAACUCGACGCUGCGAUCCCCAAGGGCCAGCUCAGUGUCCCGCCGCUGAGACACUCGGCGCCGCCGCCUGCGCCGGUCGAGGUCGACAUUCCACCGCCUCAACCCCAGCAACAGCAGCAACAGCAGCAACAACCACAAGCGCAACCGCCCCCCGUCUCAGUCGAGAGACCCUACGACCCCGCCCCCGCCGCCACCGAGUCCCACAUGCCGCCCCCCUCCUCGCCCUCGCCGCGCCCGUACAUGGACGAAGCGGCCGACGAGCCGUCCGACUUUGAAUGGCGCAACCUGAAGAAGCUGGCCGUGCUGGUGCUCUCGUCGCUCGUGUGGAAAAACACGCUGGUCCAGAACCAGAUCCGGCCGCUCGGCGGCAUCGAGGCGGUGCUCAACUGCUGCAGCUACGACGAGCACAACCCGUACAUCCGCGAGCACGCCAUCAUGUGCCUGCGGUUCCUGAUGGAGGGCAACAGGGAGAAUCAGGAACGCAUCCGCGCGCUGGAGCAGUAUAACCAGACGCGCGACGGGCCCAAGGGCACCACGCCCGUCGAACAGAGCCUGCGGGAUAAAAUGGACAGAGCCGGCGCCGCGGGGAUCCCGGUCAACGUCAAGGUCCCCGACGAGGUGCUCGACCAGCAGGGGUACGAGACGUACAUGGACGGCAAGGGGCAGGUGAUGCUGCGCAAGCGCCAGCCGCAGACACAGACGCAGGCGCAGGCGCAGACGCAGGCGCAGACGCAGGCGCAGACGCAGACACAGACGCAGGCGCAGACGCAGACACAGACACAGACGGCGCCGCACGUUCCCAGCGCCACCUCGGUAGGCCUACCGCAGCAACAGCCGCUCCCACCGUUCCAGCCCGCCGUCCCAGCGCCAGGCGCGAGUGUGUCCGCCCUUGCCGAGGCCAAAGCCAAGGCCGCGCUCGAGACGCACGGGCCCAAGGCGCUCGAGGAGCUGGUGCAGCAGGUGAUGCGCGACUUGCCGCAGACGACGGGGCGGACGCGCAGCGAGGCCGAGGAGGCGCUUCGCAAGCUCGAUCGCGGGUUUGAUCGGAGCGCGGGCGGGGGUGCGGCGGGCGAGGGCGUCUGAGGUCUGCGUUGGAGAUUGGAGAUUUGGCGGUGCGUGGGCGGGAUUCAUCACGCACAGGUAACGGUGGCGGGUUCUUCUGGCUCGACGGCCUGUACUGGGUCGAGGUGGACGUGGAUCAUAUCCAGGCCGAGGACGGGCCCGAGAACCAGCCACGGCGUCGCAGACACAGCUCCAAGCGCUUGCAAAAGGGUGCCUUGAAGAUGACACUGUGGACUGGGAUGGGUAGGAGGGAGAACCUACAACUGCGGUGCAGUGUCGUGUAGUGGUGUAGAGUGGUGUAUAGUAGCCACAUGCCUAGCAAACGUUUCUAUCUGUCAUCCAUCAUCCGCAACAGAGCGCGACC